Molecule: messenger RNA, 1428 nt
Organism: Gymnodraco acuticeps
Lineage: Eukaryota; Metazoa; Chordata; Actinopteri; Perciformes; Bathydraconidae
Product: zinc transporter ZIP11-like
Exons: 7
Coding region: 1-780 (259 amino acids)
Biological process (GO): zinc ion transmembrane transport
Cellular component (GO): membrane
Molecular function (GO): zinc ion transmembrane transporter activity
Source: RefSeq, a predicted model, not a curated record
AUGGGCACGGCUGAAAUGUUGCAGAGGGUGUUUGCAGACGAGAAGGCCAAAGAGGUCCGAGACCUGAUGGACGAGUAUUUAAAGCGUCUGCAGAUCAACUUGGGGAAGCCACAGCUCCAACUAGCUGAGACCCGGCAAAUAGAGCUCGUUCUCAGUGCGCAGCUAACGCGGCUAAAGAACUCCAUGCUGGUCGAUGGACAUAUGAACUCUAUGCUUCUGAAGCAGUGGGUGAACGGCGCUGCGUUUCACACCCAGAUGUUGAUCCAUCAGGCUCGUCUGGAGGAGGCCGACGGGUCGAGAGCGGUACGAGCAGCGGGCGUUUAUCAGCAACAGCUCAACGUUAUUAUAGACAGAUACAAGAAGUACCUGAUUGAGGGUUUGGCUGUGGGCGUUGCAUUUGGAGCUAUUGGAAAGACCUCAUCUGCUUCUUUUGAAAGUGCCAGAAAUUUGGCCAUCGGUAUUGGCAUCCAGAAUUUCCCAGAAGGCUUAGCGGUGAGCCUGCCGCUCCGGGGUUCAGGGAUGUCAACAUGGAAAUCCUUCUGGUAUGGCCAGCUCAGCGGCAUGGUAGAGCCCAUCGCUGGGGUCCUGGGCGCCCUCGCUGUCGUCCUGGCUGAACCUCUGCUGCCGUACGCGUUGGCGUUUGCUGCCGGAGCGAUGGUGUACGUGGUGGUGGACGACAUCAUACCUGAGGCUCAAGUCAGUGGAAACGGGAAACUUGCGUCCUGGACCUCCAUCGUGGGCUUCGUGGUGAUGAUGUCACUGGACGUGGGGCUGGGUUGAGAUCACCGUGUCGUCAUGGCAACAGAACACUCGAUGGCUGUGAGGUCAUCACUGUGCUGCUGGCUGUAGUUUUUUAAAUGGGACCAAAUGAAGUGUUUUAUUCCUGAAACGCUGUUAAUCUGUUUUGUUUUGAAUUGUUGCUUAUUUAAUUUAGCAGUGGAAACAAAUAUUUUGUAAGGAUGAGAGUUUCUCAAAUGUAGGAAUGAAUUUAUAAUAAAUAUUUAACGGAUAUUCUCAUGAUUCCAGCAUUUGUGGUUGUUUUGUUCUCUUUUGAGUUCUAAAACUAAAUAUCUUAGUUGUAAAAGUUAAAAUAAUGUUAUUUGUUUAUAAUUGGAUCCUCCUUCCCAUGUUUGUAUUUCCUCAGGAUGGCAACACUUGAAGUUCUGAUGAAGUUCAAUUUGGUAAUUGAUGAAUAUUCUGUUCUGUUUCGACACACAAUGUGGUGUGUUUGUUUACACUCUCAACACAUUUAAAACAAACAAAUGUCAGUCUCCUGUAAACAGAUGUAGUGCCUUCUUCCUGUCAGGACUCUGCUGCCCCCCGCUGGCGGUCUGAGGAAUCACAUGUUGUUGAAUUGUUUAAAUGCUGAUGUUUACUCUGAAUAACAAAGAAUUUCUAUAAUUAAACAAGAUCAACACUUGUCUUCAA